UUAGGUAGUAACGUAGUGUGGUAAUGUGUCCCAAUUUUUACUUGAGUUGCAAACUAACUUAUUUUUAUUGUUGAAUAGUGUAAUUGUUUGGAGAACACGUGCGGCCCAAGUGUUUGUAUAUUGAGUUAGAUAGAAACCUUGGGGGUGAUUAAAACGGAUUUGCUUUUCACUCGGGAGUGCAAACGGGAACCGUACUUAACAUAUCUUAUGUUUUUGAAUCCGAAGAAAAGUCCGCUAAGUGCAGAAGUGAGCAGUGAUCAAAUGAUAUCUACAGUUUUGCAGUUAAGGCAGGUUAAGUCAGCGCAAUAAAUGCAAGUUCCGUGAAAUCAUAUUAGAAGCAGUUCCCUUUGGAGCAAUCAUCUUUAACAUGGAAGUGCAUUUCAAGUCUGUCCUUAUCAUUUAUGCAAUGGUACACAAUGUUCGGAGUACCACCACGCCUUUGAAAAGACCCAGACCCGGCGAUCCCUUUGAUACAUAUCCCAAAAACUUUUGGCAAGAAUUUUCUUCUCCGUUUACUGAUAGCCCAAGUGUAGAUGAGCAGUCCCACACUGAAACCGGUACGGAUGAACAGCUUCCAUAUUUUGCAGAUGAGUAUACGACAUACAACGUCAGCAGCCAAUUAUCUGCAAAUGUAUACUUACACUGUCGUGUGAACGAUCUUCAAGGAAAGACUGUAUCAUGGAUGAGACGAAAAGGAGAAGAACUUACUUUAAUCACUUUCGGCAAGCACACCUACAGUAGUGACUCGAGAUAUUCACUAGAAUUUGAGGAGCCGAAUGACUGGAGGUUAUUUAUUCAAAAUGUUAAGAAAAAGGACGAGGGUCCAUACGAAUGCCAAAUAUCUUCACAUCCACCUCUUGUCCUAGUGGUCUAUUUAAGUGUAGUAGAACCACAUAUCGACAUACUAGAUGAACGUCUUUCUCCAACGCCAGAAAAGUAUUAUAAAGCAGGAAGCACAAUCGAAUUGCAAUGCAUGAUUUCAGAUAUAUCGCAGCCAGCAACGUAUGUAAUAUGGAAGCACGGCCAAAAAGUAUUAAACUAUGAUACAAAUCGGGGUGGUAUCAGUGUGAAAACGGAUUUACUGCCAAAACGUAUCGCCAGCAAGCUCUACAUUGCGAAUUCAAACUAUCGUGAUUCCGGAAAUUAUACAUGUAUACUUAACAACGAUACAAAAGCGACUGUGGUUGUGCAUGUCCUCAGUACCGAACAACCCGCAGCCAUGCAGCACUCGGGGGUUGCAGAUGUGAUUUCUUACGUACACACCAUUGCAGCUCUCCUGUGUCUCACAAUCAUCCGGUGACACAACUUUCGAUAAAUUAAUCCAUAGAUAAGUGAAAACCUGGUCUUCAAAUUAAUUAUAUAUAAAAUGUGGAAAUAAUAAUGCAUCGAAACUUCAUUACUCUGUAAUCUUUCUUGUAAUAAAAAUUUGGAGUUAU
Molecule: messenger RNA, 1436 nt
Organism: Hermetia illucens (black soldier fly)
Lineage: Eukaryota; Metazoa; Arthropoda; Insecta; Diptera; Stratiomyidae
Gene: dpr14
Product: Down syndrome cell adhesion molecule
Exons: 6
Coding region: 368-1300 (310 amino acids)
Biological process (GO): synapse organization
Cellular component (GO): neuron projection membrane
Source: RefSeq, a predicted model, not a curated record